Symbiodinium pilosum is the source of this 393-nucleotide messenger RNA. The record is from the annotation of a GenBank genome assembly. Lineage: Eukaryota; Dinophyceae; Suessiales; Symbiodiniaceae.
AUGAACAUGCGCGAUGCCCUGACUGGAGAAGUCAUGUGGGAAAGUGGCGAAUGGGAUUGUGAUCUUGAUGAGAUGGAGGCUCAAGUUCCGCGAGAAAUCCUGAGUUGCAGACAGGUAUCCCGCGAGCUCAACUUCUCUUCAGUUGAAGUCAUGACGAGCUUGAGAUUGGUUCAGUCAGUGAUUUUCAAGGGCGAGCCGCUGGAGGAGUGGAACUUCCAUUUCGGCUUCGUCAUACCAAAUUCGACGAACACCUGGCAGCAGACCAUAGAGGCUGCCGAGGAGGAAGAAAUGCUUCCAGCAGAGUUGUUGUCAGGAAACGUUGUCAUAGAGACCACAUUUCUUGAUGGUGAUUGUCCCAUCAUGACUCAAAGGGUCCGCAUCUGGUACGUGUGA